Molecule: messenger RNA, 1260 nt
Organism: Procambarus clarkii (red swamp crayfish)
Lineage: Eukaryota; Metazoa; Arthropoda; Malacostraca; Decapoda; Cambaridae
Source: RefSeq, a predicted model, not a curated record
AUGUGUACCGACCAGCACCAGACCAAUACUGCACCACCGACACCGACACCAGCACCGACACCAGCACCGACACCAGCACCGACACCGACACCGACACCGACACCAGCACCGACACCAGCACCGACACCGACACCAGCACCGACACCAGCACCGACACCGACACCAGCACCGACACCGACACCAGCACCGACACCGACACCGACACCAGCACCGACACCGACACCAGCACCGACACCGACACCAGCACCGACACCGACACCAGCACCGACACCAGCACCGACACCGACACCAGCACCGACACCGACACCAGCACCAGCACCGACACCAGCACCGACACCGACACCAGCACCGACACCGACACCGACACCAGCACCGACACCGACACCGACACCGACACCAGCACCGACACCAGCACCGACACCGACACCAGCACCGACACCGACACCAGCACCGACACCGACACCAGCACCGACACCGACACCGACACCGACACCAGCACCGACACCGACACCGACACCAGCACCGACACCGACACCGACACCAGCACCGGCACCGACACCAGCACCGACACCGACACCAGCACCGACACCGACACCAGCACCGACACCGACACCGACACCGACACCAGCACCGACACCAGCACCGACACCGACACCAGCACCGACACCGACACCAGCACCGACACCGACACCAGCACCGACACCGACACCAGCACCGACACCAGCACCGACACCGACACCAGCACCGACACCGACACCAGCACCGACACCGACACCGACACCGGCACCGACACCGACACCAGCACCGACACCGACACCAGCACCGACACCAGCACCGACACCAGCACCGACACCGACACCAGCACCGACACCAGCACCGACACCGACACCAGCACCGACACCGACACCAGCACCGACACCGACACCAGCACCGACACCAGCACCGACACCGACACCAGCACCGACACCAGCACCGACACCGACACCAGCACCGACACCGACACCAGCACCGACACCGACACCGACACCAGCACCGACACCGACACCAGCACCGACACCGACACCAGCACCGACACCAGCACCGACACCAGCACCGACACCGACACCAGCACCGACACCAGCACCGACACCGACACCAGCACCGACACCAGCACCGACACCGACACCAGCACCGACACCGACACCAGCACCGACACCGACACCAGCACCGACACCGACACCAGCACUAGUACCAGCAGCAGCAACAUAUAUGUGUGGUUAG